AGGGGGUUUAAUUGAGCUCCUGUUGCACGACGCCCAACAUCCCUUCCUCCUCUCGCUUCUCCCGUGACUCUGUCAUUCACAUUAUCCUGCUUCUACUCCGCCGCCAUGUCCAUUUCCGACGUUAAUCAACCCCCCUAUCCCCUCCACGACUCCGUCAAGCACCUGCUGGACCCCGAGUAUGUCGAGUUUUACAACAAACAUGUUAUCAACAACCAGCAGGUACAUUUGCAGCCCGUCGCGGCAUCGCGAACUAGCGGUGUAUUGAUUCCCGGUGCGGGACCAAUGCUGGAAGUGGGCAAAACCCAAGAUAUAACUAUUGAGCGUCAGGCUAGCGAAGGCCCUGCGGUGCCGGUUCGCGUUUUUACUCCGAAGGGCGAUGUCCCCGCUGGCGGGUGGCCUGUGAUGCUGUACUUCCACGGUGGUGGCUGGGUACUGGGUAAUAUUGACACCGAGAAUGUCGUGUGCUCCAACCUGUGUGUGCGGGGCAAUUGUGUGGUGGUGACCGUUGAUUACCGCCUCGCCCCUGAAAACCCGUUCCCUGCAGCCGUUCAUGAUUGCUGGGAGGCCCUCCUCUGGCUGGUCCAGCAAGGCCCCUCCGUGCUAUCCAUCAACCCGUCCAAGAUUGCAACUGGUGGUUCUUCGGCCGGCGGCAAUCUCGCUGCGGUCAUGACACAGAAGGCACUGACGCUCUCCCCUCCCGUGCAUUUCCAGGCCCAGCUGCUCUCGGUCCCGGUGACUAAUAACAUCGCUACCGUGGAUAACAAUGAGUCCUUUCGUCUCUAUCAACAUGCACCUGCUCUCCCCGCCCUAAAGAUGAUCUGGUACCGCGAUCACUAUCUCCCCAAUGAAUCCGAUCGCACCAAUCCCGAGGCAAGCCCGCUCUUUUAUACUGGUGACUGGGCUCAGCUUCCCCCGGCGCUGGUUAUGGUCGGAGAGCUGGACGUGCUGCGCACAGAGGGGGAGCAAUAUGCGGAGAAGCUUGUGAAGGCGGGUGUCAAGGUCGACCUCCAGGUUAUGAAGGGAAUGCCUCAUCCUUUCUUGGCCAUGGAUGGUGUGUUGUCCGAAGGGAAGAGGUGUAUUACGCUCAUGUGUGAUGCUCUGCUGAAGGCUUUCUGGAGUUGAUUGGCGAUAUGACUGGAAGUGAUAGAUUCAUGAUGGGACAUAGAUACGAAAUAUAGACG
Molecule: messenger RNA, 1181 nt
Organism: Penicillium brasilianum
Lineage: Eukaryota; Fungi; Ascomycota; Eurotiomycetes; Eurotiales; Aspergillaceae
Source: the annotation of a GenBank genome assembly